GCAGAAGUGUCUGCAGGGAAGAGGCAGGCAGGUCUAUCGAGAUACCUCAAAAAGUGUCCGCUCGCUCCUCUCUGUAGCUAAGGAGCCUGCAGUGACGACAACAUGGGUCGCAAAGAAAUAACUUGCAGUUGGAAGAAAGUCACCAACAACAUCAGAGAUGUGUUCGAAUUCAAACAAGCGCUGGGAUCGGGUUCGUUCUCCGAGGUGUAUUUGGUGCGAGAGAAGAAGACAGGAAACCUGUACGCCCUGAAGUGUCUGAAGAAAAAACACCUCAGCUGUAGCAACCUAGAGAACGAGAUCACUGUGCUGAAGAAGAUAAGACAUGACAAUGUGAUUGGACUGGAAGAUUUCUAUGAGACUCAGACACACUAUUACCUCGUCAUGCAGCUGGUGUCUGGUGGAGAGCUGUUUGACCGUAUCAUAGAUCGGGGGGUGUACACAGAGAAGGACGCCAGCCAGCUGGUCCGCCAAGUACUGCAAGCAGUCAACUACCUUCACGAGAACAGCAUAGUGCACAGGGACCUCAAGCCAGAGAACCUGCUAUACUUCGACUCAGACGAGAACUCCAAGAUCAUGAUCAGUGACUUCGGCCUGUCCAAGAUGUCCGACCACGGAGUGAUGUCCACAGCCUGCGGCACGCCAGGAUAUGUUGCCCCUGAAGUUCUGGCUCAGAAACCCUACAGCAAGGCUGUGGACUGCUGGUCCAUAGGAGUCAUCACAUAUAUCCUGCUGUGUGGCUACCCUCCCUUCUUUGAGGACAACGAGACACGUCUGUUCGCUAAGAUCAUGAGGGCCGACUACGCUUUCCACUCGCCUUUUUGGGAUGACAUCUCUGAGUCAGCGAAAGACUUCAUCCGGAACAUGAUGCAGAAGCACCCUAACAAACGGUUCACCACAGAACAGGCCCUCAGACACCCCUGGGUCAUUGGAAAGACAGUGAGGGAUCAGGACAUCUAUAAAUCAGUCAGCAUGCAGAUCCAGAGGAACUUUGCCAAGUCCAAAUGGAGGCAAGCCUUCAAUGCCACAGCAGCCAUCAAACACAUAAAGAAGCUGCAGUUGGCCCACGCCGACCCCGACGCCCCUCUCCCUCCCAUCCCUGCCAUAGCCAUCAACCCCUGCAACUCCCAGAAUCCCCUGCGGGGUGUCAACAACAUCACCACAGAGGAUGUUGACUCCACCAGCAACCUCCCGAUCCCAGUGUGUCACAUGACCCCCCCAGAGGCACAGUACCGGGGCCUGAGAGCCAGUCACAGCGAGCCCAUGCACGCGCCGGUCGUCAUGGAGACCUAUAACGCAGAGAAUUGCUCCUCAUUCACGGCAGCUAAGAGCUGUGACGCCAUGGACAGGGUGACCAAUAGGAAUGGCCAGACGAUGCAAACUGGGGUGUGUUCUGUCAUGUGAUUGGUUGAUUGGCCUGAGGAUUGUUUCAACUACGUCAAGUGUUUCUGCAGUGUUGAAGUCAAUAAGUUUGAGCCACUCCUUGCUGCUCUACAGGUGUCUGUCUGCUACCUCCUGCUGGUUCAUUUCUGUAGUGCUCUUCUGAGAUUUCCAGGGGCCCAUAGCAAGGACCCGGGGCCUGAACCUUCUCCAGAGGAGAACACAGGAAGACCUGGGGUUCAUACCCAAUUACAGUGCAGUACAUUUACACUCACGCACAAAUGUAUGCACUCACACACACAAAUGCAAACUUUAAUUUCUCUGACCCAAGCUACUGUCGAUGAAGCUUUAGAAGUGCACAUUCUGUCAUGCAGUACCAGUUUGGACACACUUACUCAUUCAAGGGUUUUUCUUUAUUUUGACUGUUUUCUACAUAGUAGAAUAAUAGUGAAGAUGUCAAAACUAUGAAAUAACACGUAUGGAAUCAAGUAGUAACCAAAAAAAGUGUUAAACAAAACUUGACAUUCUCUCAACCAGCUUCACCUGGAAUGCUUUUCCAGCAGUCUUGAAGGAGUUCCCACAUAUGCUGAGCACUUGUUAGCUGCUUUUCCUUCAAUCAUCCCAAACAUCUCAAUUGGGUUGAGGUCGGGUGAUUGUGGAGUCCAGGUCAUCUGAUGCAGCACUCCAUCACUCUUCUUCUUGGUCAAGUAGCCCUGUCACAGCCUAGAGAUGUGUUUUGGGUCAUUGUUCUAUUGAAAACAAAUUAUAGUCCCAGUAAGCGCAAACCAGGUGGGAUGGCGUAUCGCUUCAGAAUGCUGUGGUAGCCAUGCUGGUUAAGUGUGCCUUGAAUUCUAAAUAAAUCACUGACAGUGUCACCAGCAAAGCAUCAUCACACCUCCUCCUCCAUUCUUCACAGUAAGAACUACACAUGCAGAGAUCAUCCGUUCACCUACUCGGCGUCUCAGAAAGACACAGCGGUUGGAAACAAAAAUCUCAAAUUUGGACUCAUCAGACCAAAGAAAAGAUUUCCACCGGUCUAAUGUCCAUUGCUCGUGUUUCUUGUCCCAAGCAAGUCUCUUCUUCUUAUUGGUGUCCUUUAGUAGUGGUUUCUUUGCAGAAAUUUGACCAUGAAGGCCUGAUUCACACAGUCUCCUCUGAACAGUUAAUGUUGAGAUCUGUCCGUUACUUGAACUCUGUGAAUAAUUUAUUUGGGCUGCAAUUUCUGAGGCUGGUAACUCUAAUGAACUUAUCCUCUGCAGCAGAAGUAACGCUGGGUCCUCAUGAGUGGCAGUUUCAUCAACUUUCAAUGUAAAUGCAUUCCAGGUAACCACCUGUUGUAGAUAAUUGUGGUUUGCUCCAACACACCUCAUUUACAUUUACAUUUAAGUCAUUUAGCAGACGCUCUUAUCCAGAGCGACUUACAAAUUGGUGCAUUCACCUUAUGACAUCCAGUGGAACAGUAGUGCAUCUAAAUCUUUUAAGGGGGGGGGGGGGGGGGUG
This is a messenger RNA of Oncorhynchus nerka (sockeye salmon), 2877 nucleotides long. RefSeq names its product calcium/calmodulin-dependent protein kinase type 1D-like. Gene Ontology annotation, biological process: peptidyl-serine phosphorylation. Gene Ontology annotation, cellular component: intracellular anatomical structure. Lineage: Eukaryota; Metazoa; Chordata; Actinopteri; Salmoniformes; Salmonidae. Gene Ontology annotation, molecular function: calcium/calmodulin-dependent protein kinase activity; calmodulin binding; ATP binding. The record is from RefSeq and is a predicted model, not a curated record. The transcript has 13 exons. The coding region runs from base 103 to 1401 and encodes 432 amino acids.